Dovyalis caffra is the source of this 210-nucleotide messenger RNA. NCBI's taxonomy places the organism in Eukaryota, Viridiplantae, Streptophyta, Magnoliopsida, Malpighiales, Salicaceae. The record is from the annotation of a GenBank genome assembly.
AUGAAUUGUAUGCAAUAUGAGAUGAGUGGUACUAUAAGUGAGAGCGAGGAUGACAUGCUCUCCAAUAAUCGGAUUGAGUUACCAUUAGGUGAGGAAGGCAAUUAUGGUGGAAGUGCAAGUGGGGGAGUUGUUCUUCGAAAGUGGUUGUGGACUUAUUUUGAAGAUGGAAUUUUGAUAGAAUAUGUGAAGAAGAAUGGGGAAAGGAAUUAG